AUGAUCCAGAGAUCAUCAUCAUCUCUCCUUUCCUUGGCGUCAAUCGAAACCCUUUUAAAGCUCUGCAAAUCCGAAAUUCACCUUCACCAAAUCCACGCCAGAAUCAUCCGUAAAGGCCUUGAGCAAGACCAGAAUCUCAUCUCCAUCUUCCUCUCUUCGUCUCCGUCUUCUUCUUCCUCUCUCUCUUACGCUUCCUCUGUUUUUGACCGUGUGCCUCAUCCUUGCACUAAUCUCUGGAACUGCUUCAUCAAUGGGUACUCGAAAAGGUCUCUCUUUUCCGAAACGGUUUCGCUUCUCGUUCGUAUGAUGAGAGCCGGCUUCGCUCGACCUGACGAGUUCACUUUCCCUAUGGUGAUGAAAGCUUGCUCUGUCAAUGGACAGGCUCACGCUGGGUCAUCAGUCCAUGGAUUGGCUCUGCGAAUCGGGUUUGGUAAAGACGUGUUUGUCGCUACAAGUUUGAUCGAUUUCUACGGCAAAUGCAAGGACUCGCCGAGCGCGCGUAAGAUGUUCGACGAAACGCCUGAGAGAAACGCGGUUUCUUGGACGGCUCUGAUUGUGGCUUGCGUGAGAUCUGGAGAGUUGGAGAGAGCGAAGAAGCUCUUCGACGUGAUGCCAGAGCGAAAUUCUGGAUCUUGGAACGCGUUGAUCGAUGGAUUGGUGAAAUCCGGAGAUUUAGCGAAUGCGAGGAAACUGUUCGAUGAAAUGCCUGAGAGAGAUGUAAUCUCGUAUACUUCAAUGAUUGAUGGAUAUGGUAAAAGCGGCGAUAUGCGUUCCGCGAGGGAGUUGUUUGAUGAAGCGAGAGAUGUUGUUGACGUUAGAGCGUGGUCGGUUUUGAUCUCCGGUUAUGCGCAGAACGGUCAGGCGAACGAGGCGGUUAAGGCUUUCGACGAAAUGUGUGAGAGGAAUGUGAAGGCUGAUGAGUUUGUGAUGGUGAGUUUGAUGUCAGCUUGUGCUCAGAUUGGUAGCUUUGAGUUGUGUGAAAAGGUUGAAUCUUUGCUGCGGAAUCGUGUGAACGAGUUUGCUAGUAGUCGUUGUUAUGUUGUACCUGCUUUGAUAGAGAUGAAUGUGAAGUGUGGUAAUAUGGAGAGAGCAGCGAGGUUGUUCGAAGAGAUGCCUCGGAGAGAUCUCGUUUCGUACUGUUCGAUGAUGGAAGGAGUGGCGAUUCAUGGCUGUGGAGGCGAAGCUGUGAGGCUGUUUGAGAGAAUGGUUAGUGAAGGUGUUGUGCCUGAUGAAGUUGCGUUUACAGUGAUACUGAAAGUUUGUGGGCAAGCAGGGCUUGUUGAGGAUGGUUUGAGGUAUUUUGAGUUGAUGCGAGGAGAGUAUUCGAUUGUGGCUUCGUCUGAUCAUUUUGCCUGCGUUGUGAGUCUUCUUAGCCGGUCGGGGAGGGUGGAAGAGGCUUAUGAGCUUGUUAAAUCCAUGCCUGUUGAAGCGAAUGUGAGUGCUUGGGGUUCGGUUUUGGGUGGUUGUAGUGUACAUGGGAAUAGUGAGAUUGCAGAAGUAGUUGCAAGGAGACUCUUUGAAGUUGAGCCAGAAAGUGGUGGUAACUAUGUGAUUCUGUCGAAUAUUUAUGCAGCUUUGGACCGUUGGGCUGAUGUAGCUCAUGUUAGGGAUAAAAUGAAGGAGAAUGGUGUUAAGAAGAUUUGUGGCCGAAGUUCGAUAAGUCGAUAA
Molecule: messenger RNA, 1668 nt
Organism: Microthlaspi erraticum
Lineage: Eukaryota; Viridiplantae; Streptophyta; Magnoliopsida; Brassicales; Brassicaceae
Source: the annotation of a GenBank genome assembly